AUGUUCCCUGGUAUUGCAGACCGCAUGCAAAAAGAUAUCAGUGCCUUGGCUCCAAGCACAAUGAAGGUCAAGAUUAUUGCACCAGCGGAGCGCAAGUACUCCGUGUGGAUUGGUGGAUCUAUUCUAGCAUCCUUAGCCACAUUCCAACAAAUGUGGAUUUCCAAACAAGAGUAUGACGAAUGUGGCCCGGCUAUCGUUCACCGAAACUACUCACAAGAUUGCUGGAAACCCUUCGACAGCCCACGACCGGUUUCGCCCUUCUUGUGGCUCAUCAGGUGGGCACAGUCCCCGAGUUUCCGUCAAUCUUAUGUUCUACUUGAACCCAAAUUGAACCGUUUUCUAGAAAUACAUUGA
Messenger RNA from Opisthorchis viverrini, 354 nucleotides. RefSeq lists its product as hypothetical. The transcript has 2 exons. Bases 1 to 354 code for a protein of 117 amino acids. Lineage: Eukaryota; Metazoa; Platyhelminthes; Trematoda; Opisthorchiida; Opisthorchiidae. The record is from RefSeq and is a predicted model, not a curated record.